AUGAGAGACUCUUCUUGCGUUUUCCUCCCAACCCGCAGUCACCUCUCCCUCCCAUCCCGCCGUCACCUCUCCCUCAAAUCCCGCCAUCGCCUCUCCUUCCUUCCCAGCCGCCGUCUCCGCUUCCCCCCAUCCCGCCAUCGCCUCGCCCUCCCUCCCCGCCAUCGCCUUUCCCUCCUCUCCACCGUCGCCUCUCCCUCCUCCCUGUCGUCGCCCCUCCCUCCUCUCUGCCGUCGCCUCUCCCUCCUCCCCACCGUCGCCUCUCCCUCCUCCCUGCCGUCGCCUCUUCCUCCUCCCCGCCGUCGCCUCUUUGCACGCUGCUGUUGCAUGCUUUCGCCUCCCGUGCUCUUCACACGGGCUCCAGUGCAAGCCCCACUCCCCGCCGUCGCCUCUCCCUCCUCCCCGCCGUCGCCUCUCCCUCCUCCCCGCCGUCGCCUCUCCCUCCUCCCCGCCGUCGCCUCUCCCUCCUCCUUGCCGUCGAUUCUCCCUCCUCCCAGCGUCGCCUCUCCCUCGUCCCCGCCGUCGCCUCUCCCUCCUCCCCGCCGUCGCCUCUCCCUCAUCCUCGCCAUCGCCUCUCCCUCCUCCCCGCUGUCGCCUCCGGCAACAUGUGCCCAGAGCGCAAGUGCGGGUUGGAGCGUGAGCGCGAGUUAG
Molecule: messenger RNA, 648 nt
Organism: Closterium sp. Naga37s-1
Lineage: Eukaryota; Viridiplantae; Streptophyta; Zygnematophyceae; Desmidiales; Closteriaceae
Source: the annotation of a GenBank genome assembly